Impatiens glandulifera is the source of this 1659-nucleotide messenger RNA. Its product is annotated as subtilisin-like protease SBT4.3. The record is from RefSeq and is a predicted model, not a curated record. Gene Ontology annotation, molecular function: serine-type endopeptidase activity. NCBI's taxonomy places the organism in Eukaryota, Viridiplantae, Streptophyta, Magnoliopsida, Ericales, Balsaminaceae. Gene Ontology annotation, biological process: proteolysis. Bases 1 to 1659 code for a protein of 552 amino acids. The transcript has 7 exons.
AUGGCAGAAAAGAUAUUGUUGAGAAGUUAUACAAGAAGUUUUAAUGGAUUCGCGGCUAAUCUUAUCCCAUAUGAAGCCUCAAAGUUGAAAAACAUGAAAGGAGUUGUCUUAGUUUUCGAAAGUCAAAAACUCAAAAUUCAGACAACGAGAUCUUGGGACUACAUUGGAUUAUCCUUAGAUGUUAGCCGAAAUCUAACGAUGGAGAGUGAUAUUAUAAUUGGCCACAUGGACACGGGUGUAAAACCUAAUAGUGACAGUUUAUCUGACCAUGGCUUAGGAAAUGUUCCUAAGAAAUGGAAAGGUGUUUGUAAUGGUGGCAAAAACUUCACUUGUAACAAAAAGUUGAUUGGGGCGAGGUACUACAUAGGAGACUCAGCAAUAGAUAAUUCAGUAGUAUCUCAUGGAACUCACACAGCCUCCACAGCGGUUGGAAGAGUUGUAAAAAACGCAAACUUUUUUGGCAUAGGAAACGGGACCGCUAGAGGAGGCGUCCCAUCAGCGAGGAUAGCUAAUUAUAAAGUUUGUGAUAUGGAAUGCGAUGAUAAAGAUAUAUUGGCUGCCUUUGAUGAUGCCAUUGCCGACAAUGUUGAUAUUAUCAACGUCUCAAUUGGACCUGAAAUGCCAGUUAACAUCAGCCAAGAUACUAUUGCCAUUGGAUCAUUUCAUGCAAUGAAGAAUGAUAUUUUAACUGUACAAGCAGCGGGAAACACAUACAAUAACAUGUUAAAAACAGUUGUAAGCACUGUACCAUGGAUAUUCUCAGUGGGUGGCAGUAAUAUAGACAGAAACAUAAUCAAUAAGCUUGUUCUUAAAAAUGGACCUACACUCAUUAGUAAUAUUAUAAAUCCUUUCACUAGUGGCAAGCACAACAAGAAACUGGUAUAUGGAAGAGAGAUCACCAAUCAUUGUAACGAAUCAAGUGCAAUGCGAUGUAUGAAUAGCUGUAUAGACCCUAAUUUGGUGAAAGGAAAGAUCAUAGUAUGCAAUGUUGAUGAUUUCGAGCUAUCAGCACGUGAAACGAUUUUGAAUGCAAGUGGUCUUAUUAUGCGAAAGUCUAACAAAUAUUAUAAAGAUAUAUCUAAAAUCGUACUUUUACCUACUGUGCAUUUGAGUGACCAUGAUUUUCAUUAUAUUGAAUAUUACCUCAAGUCUAAAUCAUUUCCUUCCGCACGCAUACUAAAGAGUAAGACUACUCACAAUAAUGGUCAUGUUUUAGGUUCUUUUUCAAGCAUGGGGCCUAAUACGAAAUUGCCAGAAAUUUUAAAGCCAGAUAUAACUGCACCUGGCUUAAAUAUACUAGCAGAAGGUCCUUCAGACACAAUUGCCUUUAUAGACAUACCAGGUGCAAAGUAUAACUUUCGUUUUGGAACAUCUAUGGCGUGUCCUCAUGUUACCGGUGUGGUUGCUUAUGUGAAAUCAAAACAUCCAGAUUGGUCUAUUUCAGCUAUCAAAUCAUCUCUUAUGACUACAGGGCGGCAGCAGGCGGCGGUAGCAGGCGGCGGCAGCAGGCGGCGACUGUCUUCAAUCGACGGGGGCAGUCUUCAAUCACCGGCGUCGUCGAUCCAAGCGUGGGCAGCGAACGGCGUCUUCGAUCCGAGCGGAGGCAGCGACUUGGCGGCGGAAAGGGUUCUUCAACCUACGGCGGCGUCAAUCGGAUGA